Molecule: messenger RNA, 741 nt
Organism: Lasiodiplodia theobromae
Lineage: Eukaryota; Fungi; Ascomycota; Dothideomycetes; Botryosphaeriales; Botryosphaeriaceae
Product: N-glutamine methyltransferase
Exons: 1
Coding region: 1-741 (246 amino acids)
Biological process (GO): methylation
Cellular component (GO): eRF1 methyltransferase complex
Molecular function (GO): nucleic acid binding; protein methyltransferase activity; S-adenosylmethionine-dependent methyltransferase activity
Source: RefSeq, a predicted model, not a curated record
AUGCUGCCCACGCCGUCCACGUCGCACGUCCCGUUCGACCGUGUCUACGAGCCGGCCGAGGACUCGUUCUUGCUGCUGGACACGCUGUCGGCGCCGGGCGAGACGCAAUUCCUCACGCAGCGCUUCCAUCAGAGCGCGGCGCCGGCAGUGGUCGAGGUGGGCAGCGGGUCGGGCGUGGUGCUCGCCUUCGUCGUCCGCCACGCAGCGACAAUCCUGGGCCGGACGGACGCGCUGGCGCUGGCGGUCGACAUCAGCCAGUUCGCCUGCCGGGCCACCUGCGACACGGUGCACGCCGCGCGCGACCCAGGCGCCGCCGUCUUCCUCGACGCCGUCAACGCAGACCUCGGCCACGCCCUGCGCCGCGGCUCGGUCGACGUCCUCAUCUUCAACCCGCCCUACGUGCCCACGCAGGCCCUGCCCGACCGCGCCAAGCACGACGACUACAACCGCCUCUCGGGCCACACCACCUUCGAGCAGGACUCGUACUUGCUGGAGCUGGCCUACGCCGGCGGCGUUGACGGCAUGGAGACGACCGACCGCCUGCUGGACCAGCUGCCCGACCUGCUGCAUCCCGCCCGCGGCGUGGCCUACAUCCUCCUAUGCGCCCAGAACAAGCCGCUCCAAGUGCAGCAGCGCGUGCGCAGCUGGGGGCCUGCCUGGGCCGCCGAGCUGGUGGGGAGCAGCGGCAAGCAGGCUGGGUGGGAGAAGCUGCAGAUCCUGCGUAUUUCGCGAGUGCAAUAG